ACAAAAACCUAUUUCCGGGUUCGGGAAAGGUCAAAGCUAACUACAUCGGUUAUCGUAGCUCGUGAGAAACUUUUUUUUUAACUCAGGGUUUCAUCUGACUAGGACCAGUAACAGUUCGCAAUGCCUACAUAACGACACAAAACAAAAAGCUCUGCACUACUCCAUUUCCAGUCCAAAGAAACAGUUUGGCAUCUCUCAUCAAGGCUUUGGGAACUUGGUGGUUCACUUCAAGCUGGUCUGUUCCUGAACCCUUCCUGCUUGUUCAUGCUGUCAGGCUGCUAAAUACCUGUAAAAGAAGCAUCCUAAGCAGGGCAGAUAGUCAGCCUGAUGAUGGGAGACGCCCUUUUGUGUUUUAGUUGUUGCAUAACAGAACAGCCGCAACCUAAACGCCGUCGACGCAUUGACCCUAGCAUGAUUGGUUUGCCAACAAAUUUCCGUCACACAGCACAUAUAGGUUCUGGAGAUGUACCCAAUAGCUUUAAUUCUUCACAUCUCCAUUCCGUGCAGAACCAAAUGGCCUCUAAGGGAGAUUAUGAACACCACCUCUCACCUGGACACCUGCAGCUUGCUGUCGUAGAAUUACCUCGGAAAAACCCUUGACAGAGUGACAAAUAGGAUGAGUGAAUAUUUGUGUCUGACUGUAAUUAACAGUAGAAGAUGGGACUUGGAGCUCCUACGGCUUUGUCUUCAGAUCUGCUUAUAUACAUCCACAUUUAACAUCUUUAUAGACAUCUAAG
Pomacea canaliculata is the source of this 737-nucleotide messenger RNA. RefSeq names its product CDC42 small effector protein 2-A-like. Gene Ontology annotation, molecular function: small GTPase binding. The transcript is spliced from 5 exons. Lineage: Eukaryota; Metazoa; Mollusca; Gastropoda; Architaenioglossa; Ampullariidae. Gene Ontology annotation, biological process: regulation of Rho protein signal transduction. The record is from RefSeq and is a predicted model, not a curated record. Bases 328 to 600 code for a protein of 90 amino acids. Gene Ontology annotation, cellular component: plasma membrane.